GGAAGAGCACCCUUCGGGUGUACCACAUCGGCGAAACGAACUACCGGGCUUUUUUUCUUCAGUUACGAAUGCAUCUGGUGAACAUCUUUGCAUCUUCCCAUUAUUCUAAAAGACAAGACUAAACUACAGGGUUCAUAAGAAAUUCAUCCACUCGAGGAAGUUUUCCUGCCGAAAUUGAUAGCAAUGAAAACUGGUACGGCAUGCUUGAUAAGUUUCGACUGAUGGAACAAAGAAAGGCAGUCCUUGGCGACGACUGAGGGGCGAUGCCACGUCCCUCCAUGACCUACACAGUAGGCGGUACACACCAACAAGUGACAUCCAUUGACAUUGACAACUCUCUAAGCUUUUCAUUCCAUAUUCAGAAGUCUCCUUUCGCCAGCAAUAAGAAUGCCUUGAUGAUCAAUGAUACCGUGUCGUCGUACGGCCAUAGAAUCUCUUUACCUAUCCUCCUGUAGUCGAGUGCCCGCAUCCUCAUCCUUCGAAGUAACUCUCGAUGCGCCUAUGAACACGCAAGCGUGCUGGUGACACGACUUUGUGGAAAUGGUUAGGUCGACGUAGAUGUACAA
Messenger RNA from Fomitiporia mediterranea MF3/22, 566 nucleotides. RefSeq lists its product as uncharacterized. The transcript has 2 exons. Bases 279 to 455 code for a protein of 58 amino acids. NCBI's taxonomy places the organism in Eukaryota, Fungi, Basidiomycota, Agaricomycetes, Hymenochaetales, Hymenochaetaceae. The record is from RefSeq and is a predicted model, not a curated record.